CGAGCUGUACCCCUCAGAGUUAACUUUUUAAUCCCGGUUUUGUCGCGUUAUCACACACAAGAGGAGGAGGCGGAGGAGGUCGGGGAGAGAAAAGGGGCAAACAAGUCAGUCAUGGUAUGAGGUUAGCGUGUAAAGCCGGAGCGCCUUCUUGCAACUAAAGCCCGUUGAUUUUUAACCGUGAGGAGAAGAAGAAGAGGGGAAAGAAAGGGAAAGGGAAGCCCGGAGAAGCGAGAGAAAAGCGGGGUACAAGAUGCAUCUGGCCGCGGUGCUGUGGGGUUCCCUGGUAACUUUACUGCUCAGCCAGAGUCCAGGAGUCCAGGGCAGCGCUGAGUGUUCAUGUGGGAAGAACCACUUCACGUGUGCGGUCAGUGCUUUUGGGGAAUGUACCUGCAUCCCGGCACAGUGGCAGUGUGAUGGAGACAACGACUGCGGUGACCACAGUGACGAGGACGGAUGCAUGCUUCCCACCUGCUCUCCGCUGGACUUUCACUGCGACAACGGCAAAUGCAUCCGCCGGUCCUGGGUGUGUGAUGGAGACAACGACUGCGAGGACGACUCGGACGAACAGGACUGUCCUCCAAGAGAGUGUGAGGAGGAUGAGUUUCACUGCCAGAAUGGUUACUGUAUUCGCAGUCUGUGGCACUGUGACGGGGACAACGACUGUGGGGACAACAGUGAUGAACAGUGUGACAUGCGUAAAUGUUCAGACAAGGAGUUCCGGUGCACGGAUGGCAGCUGUAUCGCUGAACACUGGUACUGUGAUGGAGAUACGGACUGUAAGGACGGAUCAGAUGAGGAAAACUGCCCUUCAGAUGUGAUGGCAGCCACCUGCAGCGUGGAGGAGUUCCAGUGUGCAUACGGCCGCUGUAUCCUGGACAUCUACCACUGCGACGGAGACGAUGACUGUGGAGACUGGUCGGAUGAGUCUGACUGCUCUUCACAUCAGCCGUGCAGAUCAGUUGAGUUCAUGUGCAGCAGUGGGAUGUGCAUCAAUGCUGGCUGGAGAUGUGACGGCGAAUACGACUGUGAUGACCAAUCAGAUGAGAAGAACUGCACCACGUCCAUGUGCACAGCUGACCAGUUCCGCUGCGGAACCGGACGCUGUGUUCGGCUGUCAUGGCGAUGUGAUGGCGAGGACGACUGCUCCGACCGCAGUGAUGAAGAGGGCUGUGAGAAAACUGAGAGUCCUCCAUGUGCUCCUGAUCAGUUCCAGUGUGGAAACGGCCGCUGCAUUGGACAGAGAAAAGUGUGUAAUGAGGUCAAUGACUGUGGAGACUGGACUGAUGAACACCCACAUCAUGACUGCCGUCCGCGUUCCAGCGAGGGCAACUGUAACCAGAAUAACGGAGGCUGCUCCCAGAAGUGUCAGAUGGUCCGAGGGCUGGUCCAGUGCACCUGUCACACUGGAUACCGGCUGAUGGAGGACGGCAAAGCCUGCCAGGAUGUGGACGAGUGUGCUGAAGAAGGCUACUGCAGCCAGGGUUGUACCAACGCAGAGGGGGGGUUCCAGUGCUGGUGCGUUCAGGGAUAUGAGCUCCGACCUGACAAGCGUAGCUGCAAAGCUUUGGGUCCAGAGCCAGUCCUUUUGUUCGCCAAUCGCAUUGACAUCCGUCAGGUUUUGCCGCAUCGCUCUGAGUACACCCUGCUGCUCAACAAUCUGGAGAACGCCAUUGCCCUGGAUUUCCACCACAACCGGGAGCUGGUCUUCUGGUCAGACGUGACCCUGGACCGCAUCAUGAAGGCGAACCUCAACGGCUCCAACGUGGAGGAGGUUGUCUCCACCGGAUUGGAGAGCCCAGGUGGACUGGCCAUAGACUGGAUCCAUGACAAGUUGUACUGGACAGACUCAGGAACAUCCCGUAUCGAGGUGGCCAACCUGGACGGGACUCACCGCAAAGUGCUGCUGUGGCAAAACAUGGAGAAGCCAAGAGCCAUCGCGCUACAUCCCAUAGAGGGGAAGAUCUACUGGACAGACUGGGGCAACACACCUCGCAUCGAGUAUGCAAACAUGGAUGGAUCCAACCGGCGAGUCAUCGCGGACACUCACCUGUUUUGGCCCAAUGGACUUACCAUUGACUACGCUGGUCGCCGAAUUUACUGGGUGGACGCCAAGCACCAUGUCAUUGAGAGAGCUGACCUGGAUGGACGCAACCGCAAGGCUGUCAUCAGCCAUGGGUUACCCCACCCGUUUGCCAUCACGGUUUUUGAAGACAGCCUCUACUGGACCGACUGGCACACCAAGAGCAUCAACAGUGCCAACAAAUUCACUGGCAAGAACCAGGAGAUAAUUCGCAACAAGCUUCACUUCCCCAUGGACAUCCACACCCUGCACCCUCAGAGGCAGCCUGCAGGUGGCAGGAACCGCUGUGGCACCAACAACGGUGGCUGCAGCCACCUGUGUCUGCCCAGCAACAAGACGUUUACCUGUGCCUGUCCCACCGGCUUCAAAAAGGUGGACACCUACAGCUGUGCUGACGGUCUUGACAAGUUCCUGCUUUUUGCCCGAAGGACGGACAUCCGACGAAUCAGCUUCGACACAGAGGACAUGUCCGAUGAUGUCAUCCCUCUGGCUGACGUGCGUAACGCCGUGGCCCUGGACUGGGACGCCAAAGACGGCUACAUCUACUGGACAGACGUCACCACUGACUCCAUCAACAGAGCGCUGUGGAACGGCAGCAAGCAGGAGGUGGUGGUGGACACAAGUCUUGAGAGCCCAGCAGGUUUGGCGAUUGACUGGGUAACCAGUAAGCUGUACUGGACUGAUGCUGGUACAGAUCGCAUUGAAGUGUCAAAUGCUGACGGCAGUAUGCGUACCGUCCUGAUAUGGGAGAACCUGGACCGGCCCAGAGACAUAGUUGUUGACCCGAUUGGAGGUUUCAUGUACUGGACUGACUGGGGUGCCAACCCAAAGAUUGAGCGUGCAGGAAUGGACGCCUCCAGUCGCAUUGUCAUCAUCUCAUCUAAUCUGACAUGGCCAAAUGGACUCGCCAUUGACUAUGAGACCAAACGCCUUUACUGGGCUGAUGCUGGCAUGAAGACCAUUGAAUAUGGAAACUUUGAUGGUUCAGACAGACAGGUUUUGAUUGGCAGCCAGCUUCCUCAUCCCUUCGGGUUGACUGUACACCAGGACAAGCUGUACUGGACUGACUGGCAGUCAAAGAGCAUUCAGAGCGCUGACAAGCUGACUGGUCUGGGCCGGCACACACUGGCUGAAAACCUUGAAAACCUCAUGGACAUUCACAUGUUUCACCGACUACGUGAGACAGUGCAUAACCCAUGUGCUGUGAAUAAUGGAGGAUGCAGCCACCUUUGUCUGCUGGCUCCUGCUCCCAAAGCCUCCAGCUGUGCCUGUCCCACUGGGAUCAAUCUGCAGAGCGAUGGAAAGACCUGCACACCUGGUAUGAGUAGUUUCCUCAUCUUUGCACGGAGGACAGACAUCAGGAUGGUUUCUUUGGAUAUCCCAUACUUCGCUGAUGUGGUUUUGGCUGUCAAUAGCACCAUGAAAAACACUAUCGCCAUCGGGGUCGACCCCAAAGAGGGAAAAGUCUACUGGUCUGACAGCACACUGAAGAAAAUCAGCAGAGCCAACAUUAAUGGAAAAGCCCAGGAAGACAUCAUAUCUACAGGAUUGAUGACAACUGAUGGCCUGGCAGUGGAUGCUGUUGGCAGGAAGAUCUACUGGACAGACACGGGGACGAACCGCAUAGAGGUAGCUAACCUGGAUGGCUCCAUGAGGAAAGUUCUCGUCUGGCAGAACCUGGACAGCCCUCGGGCCAUCGCACUCUACCAUGAAAUGGGUUAUUUAUACUGGACCGACUGGGGAGAGCACGCUAAGCUAGAGCGCUCAGCGAUGGAUGGAUCGGACCGUGUGGUUCUCAUCAGUAACAACCUUGGCUGGCCAAAUGGACUCGCCAUCGACAUGGCCGGCUCACAGUUGCUGUGGGCUGAUGCCCACACAGAGCGUAUUGAGUCAUCUGACCUAAACGGGCAGAAUCGCCGCACCCUGGUCACUCCAGUCCAACAUCCGUAUGGGUUAACCCUGCUGGGGUCCCACAUCUACUGGACCGACUGGCAGAGCCGCAGCAUCCAGCGAGCUGAUAAGAACACAGGGACCAACAUCAUCACUGUGAGAGCCAACCUGCCAGGCUUGAUGGACAUCCAGGCUGUGGACAGGGAGAGACCACUUGGUUUUAACAAAUGUGGGAAGAGGAAUGGCGGCUGUACUCAUCUCUGUCUGCCUCGUCCUAACGGUACCUCAUGUGCCUGUCCCACUGGCAUCCUGUUAAAAGGAGACGGCAGGUCCUGUGACGACUCACCAGAGACGUAUUUACUCUUCUCCAACCGUGUCAGCGUGCGCAGAAUCUCCCUGGACACCAACGACCACACAGACGUGCACGUACCAGUGCCUGAGCUGCACAACGUCAUCUCACUGGACUACGACAGCGUGGACGGAAAACUUUACUACACUGACGUCACGCUGGAUGUCAUAAGGCGUGCAAAUCUGGAUGGUACUGGCAUGGAGACGGUGAUUAGCCAGGGUCUGAAGACCACAGAUGGGCUGGCUGUGGACUGGGUAGCAAGGAACAUGUACUGGACUGACACAGGCAGGAACACCAUCGAGGUUGCCCGCCUGGAUGGAACGAGCCGCAAAGUCCUGGUCAAUAACAGUUUGGAUGAACCGAGGGCAAUUGCAGUGUUUCCAAGCAAAGGGUUUCUCUUCUGGACUGACUGGGGCCACAUCGCAAAGAUUGAGCGGUCUCACCUGGACGGCUCAGACAGAAAAGUUCUGAUCAACACUGACCUGGGCUGGCCAAAUGGUCUCACGCUGGACUACGACACCAGAAGGAUUUUCUGGGUGGAUGCCCACCUGGACAGGAUCGAGAGCUCUGACCUGAACGGGAAACUGCGUCAGAUCCUCGUCAGUCCAGUGUCCCACCCGUUCGCUCUAACUCAGUUGAAGCCGGUGUCCUCCCCUCUAACUCCUUUCUCCCGACUCUCGCAGCAAGACCGCUGGAUCUACUGGACGGACUGGCAGACUAAGUCCAUCCAGCGGGUGGACAAACAUACUGGACGUAAUAAGGAAACCGUGCUGGCCAACGUGGAGGGCCUCAUGGACAUCAUAGUGGUGUCACCUCACAGACAGACAGGUACUAACCUUUGUGGAAUAAAUAAUGGUGGCUGUACUCACCUUUGCUUCGCCAAGACCAACAGUUUUGUAUGCGCCUGUCCUGAUGAACCAGAUGGACGACCCUGCUCCACCAUUUCAGGUUAUGUCCCUACAUCACCUGCCAAAGGGACCAGCAGCACUCCGGUUCCCAAUAAGAUCCCCAGAGGUCCGACAGAGACUCCACACAGAGGACCCAUACUCGUCAAUUGCACUGAUAAAAACCUGAAUGACGGAGGCUGUAUAAACGACGUGGUGACAGCUCCUCAUGGAGAGGGACUUCAUAUCAGCUAUGUGAUUGGUGGAGUUCUGACCAUCCUGGCGAUCCUGAUCCUCAUUGCUGCUUUGAUCAUUUAUAGACAUAAAAAGUCAAAGUUUGCUGAUCCUGGAGUGAGUAACCUAACAUACAGUAACCCCUCGUAUCGGACGUCCACACAAGAGGUCAAGAUCGAGGCGUCGCAGAAGCCUCCAAUAUACAACCAACUUCGAUAUAAGAAAGAGGGGGGCGUGGACGGAGGCUACACCAAGGAGAAGAUCCGCAUCGUGGAAGGCGUAUGCCUCCUGUCCAAUGAGGAGCUUUACUGGGAUGACCUAAAACAGAUCAAGCCGUCUCGAGGCGGCCUGCACACCUGCAUGCGCACGGACACCGUGUCCCUGCAGGCCAGCAGCGCUUCGCUAGACGACGGCGAGACGGAGCAGCUCCUCCAGGAGGAGGCGUCCGAAUGCUCCUCCAUAACCACCCUGACCCCUUCAGCUAUCACCCCGCAGCGUCACGCUCAUCACACCCUGCCUGACACCGGCUGGGCCUCCUCGCGCAAGCCCUCCACGGAGAGUGAAGUGUGAGGGAGGCCUCCCCCUUUCACCCAUGCUUUAUAAUAACCUCCAUUACAUAAUACAAACACCUGUAUUUAUAGCUGGUACAGACACAAUGACAGAAAUACUGUAGGUACAAACACAGAACUGUUGCAAACGUAGAGUUACGGUACUACAAACCUGGUUACACUCAAAUAAGCUCACAUAAACACACUUCCUGUCUCUGAAACUGGGCUCCGUCCUACCUGUGCACACACAAGCAAACAUACACAUGCAGUACAGUCCUCAAACAGAACCCUCAAUGCGACUGCCUGUAGGCAACAUGAUAAACUAAUGAGCAUGCUGGAAUAAGAAGGCAAAAGACUCUGGGGAGGAAGCAAACAGAGAGACACAAAGCGUAAUCUGGAGCCUUUUUCAAGGAUGCAGACUCUGAAUGCAGCAAACGCUUCUCUGUGUUCAUCUCCACCAUCAUGUUUUGUGGACUUCUUUUUCCCCUGGACAAAGCUGAAACAACAUACUCCCUGGAUGACGUAACCUCGAUGCUCUCUCUAAUGCCACUCAUGACUUUAUGAACUCUAUUUAUGAACGUUUUUGUACUUGCCGAGUGGGUUUUGGCGAGAGUGUUGUGUUAGAACUUUAUUGCAGCAGGACCCGGGUUUUUAAAAGUUGUAUUUAUGACAGUGCCAAAGGGUGGGGCUUCACAGAGUCUCAAUGCUUCUCUCUGCAUUAAAACAUCAAUAGAUAUAUAUAUAUCGUAAUUCACAGGAUGUUUAUUUUGUUUGACUUUACAACCCACCAGUGGGAGACCUCAUGAUUCCUCAUUUUACAGCCUUUUACAGGUCAAGGACUUACUGUAGCUUAUACUGGAAGUCCAUUCAUUCUCUGCAAAACUAACCUGAGAGGAGCCUUUUGUUUUUCUUUUUUAUGUUUUAAUUCAACCAUUGUUGAUCCUCUGGCUUAGCAGGAAAAAAGUCAGUAUGAAGUAACAGCCUAAGUGCCAAACAUUUUGUUCUUUUCUUCUCUCAGCUGCAUAUUUAUUUUUCUCAGAGGUUUUAAAAUGUUCAUGAUGGUUGUUUUACUUGGGUUUGGUCACCCAAAUCUCAGAAAAACAUUUUCUUUGAUAUUUACCACAAAGUCUGUUUUAGCCAUGCAGAUAGUUUUGGUUUGACAUGAAGAAGUGUCUUCAUUCAAGGUGUAUCUUCUGUCCAAAAAGCUAUGGGUUUCCUCUGGAACUGCUUUUAAAUCUAACAGAAAACAGAAAUGAUCCACAGUUUCAGAAAAGUUCUGCAUCAGACAGUGUGUUGCUAACUAUGACUGUGCACACAGAUUGACAAAAACAACUGAAAAUGUUCCUGUACAUGUGCCAGGUGAUGCACAUGUGCACAUGCACUUUCUUCAAGGUGGUGAGGUGUUAAAAUAAAAAAUGGCUAAUGCAAUGCCCAUUUCAAAACAAAACGCACAUUUUUACAUGAAAUUGUUGUGUUAACAUGAAAAAGGAAAUAUUUAUCCUUGGGUUUAUUCACAAGGUAAAGGGUUAUCUUUGACAGCACUUAAUAUUAAAGUUUUAACUACAAUUUAACAAAUUUGACAAUACGUGCUGAGGUAAUCAGAAAGGUCUUUAGCUAUAAUCUCAGCCUUCUUAAAUGAUGUAAAAGGCAUUUAUCCAUCCCUUUCAAUUUUAUACUUUGCGAAUUUGCCCUAACAUGUACUCUGACUGUAAAGAUGUGUCUUUUAAUAGAACAUAAAACUAGCAAUGAUUUUAAAGACAAAAUACUUCCCUUUUUAUGUUAACAAAUUGAUUAAAUUGACUGAUAUCAUGCUUUAAAAAAUCAAAUUCUCAGGCUAGUUUCCUAAAUAUUUGCAAUACUAGAAAUGACCACUUCUUUCUUUCAUCAUAAUCCCCAACUUUAUUGUCAACGACCACUUUAUUAGGUAUAUCCGUUCACCUGCUCAUCGAUGCAAAUAUCUAGUCAGCCAAUCACAUGGCAGCAGCCAGUGCACUUAAGCAUGUAGACAUGUAGACGAUAUGCUAAAGUUUAAACCAGGCAUCAGAUUGAGGAAGAUGUCAUUUCUGUGAUUGUACCCUGCCAUUCAAAUGUUGCAACAGACAUUGAGACUUAUCAGACCAGGCAAUAUUUUUCCCUUCUUGUUUGUACAGGUUUAGUGAGCAAACACAAGCCACAGUUUUCUGUUCUAAGAUGGGACUACGUGCACCAUACCUUGACCCCCAAACGGUAAUGGUUCAGGAUGAAUGCAAAUACCAUUACACCCUUAAUUCUUUGUAAGCCCUUGAGAUGGUGGUGUAUGAAAAUCCCAGUAAAUCACAAGCUAGCUUGGCUGCAGACCACUGCUGUCAGGACAGAAAUAUACUCUUAAAAUGAAAUGUGAUUACACCUCUGGACAGGAUUAGGGUUAUGGGAGGGUGGGUUAGGAACAGCCUGAAGUAAAGCUGAAAGCCUCUUGCUUUUAUUACAAACUUUAUGCAGCUUACCACAAAAGUAACUAUUCUGACCUGCAAAAUCUAAUUGCAAAAAUAUAGCUGACUAAACAGCUCUUCUUCCAGCUUACAUAGGUAAAGACAGCCACUGUUCACUACUUUUAAAACAGAAAAUGCAUCAUAACAGCAACUUUCAUCUCUUCGUCCUGACAGAGGUGGCCUGCAGGAAGGGGGAUCUGAGAGUGGCAGGCUGCAGCCAGUUUGAGCCUCAGCGGAUCUCUCACACUAUGCCUACAUGUCUAAAUGUUUUGGUUGCUGCCAUUUUUUUUUUUGCCUGAUUGAUGGCGUAAGUUUGAGUGGAAAAUAGGUGGACAACUUGGCACAAAGAACUAAAAGUUUCUGCAUGGCUAAAUGCUAAAUAGGUAAAGAGAUCAUUCUAGUUUUCACCAGUCAUCUUUGAAUCUGUAAAGCAACCAUGUAGUUGCAGUUUCUGCCACAGUACGGUAAAAGUAAUGGAUACCUUAGGAACACUGUGCAUGUCUGACCCAUCAGACUAUGAGGGUUUUAGUUUAGAAAUAUAUCACUGACAACUUACUGAAAUGACUUUAAUACAAGUAAAGAUAUUAUGAAUUGCUUUAACGUUUAGAGUACCAUUCUGUUUGUUGUUAAAUUGUGGUACGAGGAAAUUAUUAUAUUACUAUAUUGACAAAUGUAUUGGUUAGACUUAACAGAAGUUUGAAGUAUCUGCUACAAGCUCAGCAGUUUGCUGAUUUGCUGCUAGACGAAGCACUGAGGCCAAUGAUCGAGGGUCUUGGCAGCUACAUAUCUACGGUCUCCGUCGAUUGGUUGACAGUUGGCCUUCAGAGCAUCACAACGACCCUGUAACCAAUCACCCUCUGGCUCACAGUCCCUCCAACUCUGCUGCAGGAAUGCUAAAACUGUACAGAUUUAUCAUGCGGAUAAAAGCAUUUAAACAUUUCUAUUGAAGAUAUUUCGUUGAUUAAGUUGUAUAGUCUUUUGUACAAAGGGAUUUCAUGACCGUUUUUAGACUUGUGUUAAUUUACUCACUGGAGAAGAAUUUUUUUUUUUUUUCCGCUGGAUUAUUUUAACCACUGUGUUUCCAAGCCUUGUAAAUGAUAGGGAAGAUGCCAGUUAUUUAAUAGUGCUCUUUUUAUCUUAUGAAAUACUGGUCGCGUAUAGCUGUUGUAAAGUUAACAAAAAGAGGUAUUUAUGAUUUCUGUUUGGUUGUCACUUGAUGUGUAAAUAUGAAAAGACUGUAUAUGUAUUUCCAUGGCAGUACUAACAAGCUGUGUUGUGUGAUAUAGUGAAUUAUCCCUUUGCUAUCUUUUAAUAUAAAAUUGCAUUUGCAUUUCAAUGAAA
Cheilinus undulatus (humphead wrasse) is the source of this 9794-nucleotide messenger RNA. It is a transcript of the gene lrp4, whose product is annotated as low density lipoprotein receptor-related protein 4. The coding region runs from base 251 to 6007 and encodes 1918 amino acids. The transcript is spliced from 38 exons. The record is from RefSeq and is a predicted model, not a curated record. Gene Ontology annotation, molecular function: protein binding; calcium ion binding. NCBI's taxonomy places the organism in Eukaryota, Metazoa, Chordata, Actinopteri, Labriformes, Labridae.